UAUUGAUUAUGAUUUGAACAAAUAAUAUGUUAGUUAGAAAUAAUGUAUAUCAAUCUUUCUAUUCAGUUACACGCAUUGAACAUAGAUUUCCGCUUUUUACAUAGUAUAUAACUAAAAUACUCAACUAUUGAGUGAUUUCUUUUAUCAUUACUUUUUGUUUAUCACCAUGUUACAUGUUCUGAAUUUCAAAUCUCAAGCAUAUAAUUGAGAGACUAGCAACAAAAAAAAAACAUUAACCAUAACAAUGUACAAGCAUGAAGUCGUUUUGGUCAUUUGGAUUAUGCUUAUUUAUUCAUUAGAUAUUUUACAUCAUACUUUUAGUGAAAGUAUUACUAGUGGAAGUUAUAAUCAAAAAUAUAACCGAAAUCAUGAAUUAAUUAAUUUGAUCAACGGGUUAUGGAUAAGCAAAAAUAAUGACAAUAUUUUGAGUAAUAAUACUAAACAAAUGUUGGGUGGUAAGAAAAUUUAUUUCGUUAAAACACCAACAAAUAUCACAGUACAAGAACAUGCAAAACAUGUUCGUUUCGACUGUCAAAUAAAUGAAAGGGUCAAUAUUUUAUCAUACAAAUGGUUAAAAAAUAAAGUAGAUAUAAAUUUACAACCAGAUAUUCAACAUCGUUAUCAAAUUUUACAAAAUGGUAGUUUAUAUCUUACACAAAUUAAUCGUAAUGAUACUGGGAUCUAUACAUGUCAAGUAGCUUUCAAAUAUUCAAACAGUCAGCAUAAUUACAUGAAACCUUUGGCUAUUGAACAGAAUGACAAUAAUCAAAGACAAAUUAAUUUCAUAUCUGAUUAUUUACGUAAUCGUGAACAUGGAUAUAAUGAAGAACUUGAAAAAGUAGAACAGAAUUUAGAAGCAUCUGCCUGGUUAAAUGUUCAAUGAUUCCAUGUGAGAGCUUGCCUUGUGACGCAGUUGAGUGCUUUCCUCAAUAUGUGUCCUAUCCACUUUCAGCGCUUCUUCCUAAUUUCUUCCUCUUCUGGAAUUUGGCUUCCUCCGUUGGAAUCUGGUAUCCUUUGACAAUCUCAUAGUAUUCCCUUGGAGUAUACUUUCACGCAUGUUGAUUAUUGUUUGGACCAGUAUAGUGGUGGACACUCACGUAACUACCAGAUUCAUCAUCUCUUUCUAAUAAAUUAUUUUGUCAUUCAUCACUAUUUUCGUGUACAUUUUUAAUACAAAUGUGAUUAUGUCUUCAUCCAUCUAUAUAUUUAUCAU
Messenger RNA from Schistosoma spindalis, 1213 nucleotides. Lineage: Eukaryota; Metazoa; Platyhelminthes; Trematoda; Strigeidida; Schistosomatidae. The record is from the annotation of a GenBank genome assembly.